Molecule: messenger RNA, 3582 nt
Organism: Oreochromis niloticus (Nile tilapia)
Lineage: Eukaryota; Metazoa; Chordata; Actinopteri; Cichliformes; Cichlidae
Product: zinc finger protein 513
Exons: 7
Coding region: 561-2159 (532 amino acids)
Biological process (GO): positive regulation of transcription by RNA polymerase II
Cellular component (GO): nucleus
Source: RefSeq, a predicted model, not a curated record
GAUAUAUACAUAUGUAAAUGAAUUUUUUUUUUCCACCACACCUAAGUUAAAAUUCAGGGUUUGUAUGUUGAAAUACAGAGAUAUUCAAUAAUCCGGACAACCUGAAAUUUUGACCGCCUGGCGCUUUUACUUUUUUUUAUGGUGGCAGAGACAAACUUCCACAGCUUUAUAUAUAGAGGUCAUUUGAGGUUGGUAAACACAGUAAGGACUACUAUUCCCACAAUCCCCUGCGUCUUUCGGUGACGUCACAUAGAGCCCGGACCCGGCGUAGUAGCGCUGUGUGUGUUUGGCAACAACAAAAAGAGUGUUUUGAGAUUAGUUUAACUGCAUUUUCACCCGCGGUAUUUUAAGGGACAUUAUCACAGAUGGUGGCGAUGACUCCGCCGCUACUGCUGUCCGUUGGAGGAAGAGGAAGAGGAAGGAGGUGAUGAUGAUGAUGAUGAUGACAUGCAGUUAGCUAGCUGGCUGCCUCUCUGGCUGGACGGACGGACUAGAGCCUGCAGAGUGUUGGAGGUGUCACCGCGAAAACAGCGCAGGAUCCGUGCUGAAGAGAGGCGAAGAUGCCGCGGAGAAAACAGUCCAACCCGCAGCCGGUGAAACUGGACUCUGAGGAUGGGGCAGUGGUGUGUGAGCCAGGCUGCCUUGUUUUGGACAGCGACUUCCUGCUGAGCGGCGAGCUGGAGUUUGGAGACUCGGAGAUCAUGGGGCUGGAUAGAGAGUCUGGUAUGACUGUCUUCUCUCUAAGUGUGGAGGAUGACUCGUCAGCACCAACAGACUCCACCUUCCCAGCGUUCCUCUCCUGUAAGGGAUGUGGUCAGCUUCUGGGAGACACACCUUUGGGGGCAGGCUUAGAUCUCGGUGUAGGACUCGACCUAGGGGCAGAGCUUUAUUGUCUCUCCUGUGAGGAGGGCCUCCAGCAUGGCGCCUCCAUCGACUCCUCUCAGUUGGAGGGUUCCAACCUGUCCGAUAGAUCCCUUGGCGGCAGCUCCGAAAGGAAGAGGAGAAACGUAGACAAAGCCAGCUGCGUUGCGGACCCCGCCCCUAAACUUUACUCCUGUUCGCUGUGCACCUUUACCUCGCGCUACUCUAACCAUCUCAAACGCCACAUGCGGAUCCAUGACGGCCAGAAGCCAUACCACUGCCCCGUCUGCCCCUACGCCUCAGCCCAGCUCGUCAACCUGCAGCGCCACGCCCGCACACACACCGGGGAGAAACCGUACGGCUGCCACCAGUGCAGCUAUGCCUGCAGCUCCCUCGGCAACCUGCGCAGACACCAGCGCAUGCACACACAGGAGAGACCGCAGAGGAGGGAGAAGGAGAAAAGACGGGGAAGACGGAAAAAGGCAAGCGGCAAUGCUGAAGAAGUCAUGUCAGACCUGACCCUGCGAGUUUCCCAGGACUCUGCUUACCUCCAGACGUUGGGAGGACUCGGCUCCCCCUCUGGCCCCCUUCCAGUCCUCCUCUUCCCGCUCUGCUGCCGGGUGUGCGGCCUCACUCUGGAGGAGUCCGACCUAGAGGGCGACAAGGCAGAGGGAGAGGUGGAGGGCGAUGGAGGACAGGUUUGCCGCCGUUGCUCCAAAGACACCUCGAGGGCUCCCUGCAGCCCGGACGUGUCUCGGGGAUCCCGGCGCGGUCAGCGCGGCAACAAGCUGUACCGCUGCCCUCACUGCCCCUUCCUGUCCCACUACCCCAACCAUCUGGCCCGCCACUCCCACGUCCACUCGGAGGAGAAGCCUCACCGCUGCCCGCACUGCCCCUACACCUCCUCACAUCUUGACAACCUCAAGCGGCACCUGCGUGUGCACACAGGCGAGAAGCCUUACCAGUGCCCGUCGUGCAGCUACGCCUGCGGGAACCUGGCUAACCUGCGACGUCACGAACGCAUCCACUCGGGCGCCAAGCCGUUCCACUGUGCCAUCUGCGGCUACUCCUGCAACCAGAGCAUGAACCUGAAGAGGCACAUGCUGCGGCACACGGGCGAGAAGCCGUAUGCAUGCGGCGAGUGCGGCUACACCACGGGCCACUGGGACAACUACAAACGCCACCAGAGGAAGCAUGGGCACAACACGGACAGCUGGGACAAACACGCGCCCAUCAACGGCCUCGGCUGGGGCCAAGACACUCAGGAGAGCCAGAGUCAGGGACAGGAGCACUCUUAGAUACUGUGUGUGCGUGCGUGCGUGUGUGUGUGUGUGAGAGAGGCAAAAAAUGACUGCAGCGGUUAGUCGAUCGACAAAAAACCCAGUAUCAUUAUUAUAAUAAGUUCAGGGUUUCAGAGUCCACCUUCUCCAGUGUGAGCUGCUGAUUGUUUAUAAAGUCAGAUUUUAAAAAUAUUUAGCCUCUUUUAAAGACACAUGCUUUAUGAAAAAGGUGGGCGUGGCCACGGUGACAUCAUUUUUGUGAUGCUUAAAGCUGAGCAGUUUGACUUAAUUUUGAAACCAGUUAAGUCACCCUCUGCAAGCUACUAGAAAUAUUGCAGUUUAAGGCACUUCCACUUUGACUUUGCUUUGCUGAUCUGGAGGUUAUGUCCAUGCAGUCUGUGGCUGGAUGAAACAAGGUGAAAGUAAAUAAUCGUCUUGAUGGAGCGCAGUCCUGGCGUUUCUGUGGAUGACAGGAUUACUCUGUGUGCCCUGCAGGCCCUCUGAGUAAUCAAAGAGAUCGAGAUGAUAAACACAAAGAUACUCUAAAGAACCACAGAGAGAUGCAAAACCAUUAUUAAAAAGCACAAAAUGAGCAUGAAAAGAUGCAAAAUAACUGUAGAGAGAACUCCAAAGAGAUACAGAAACAUCAGUGUGAUCUAUGUCUUUUUGUGACACCAAUAUGAAUAUGAACAUGACAAACUUUCUCAGGGAUCACCCACCCUAAACAUGUUCCCUCCAUGCUUACAGUCAGGGUCAGCAUCAUCACAUUUUUGCUCUUUAGUUAUUUACAGCUGCAAAUUAAAACCACACCGAUGCUGCGUCACCUGCAGACCGUCAGAAAGGCAGCAGGUUCUCACACAUCCAUUUGCUGACUGCUGUCUACUGAGGUGAAAACUCACUUCGUGUGUAGCAAGUUUGCAAUUUCUUGAGGUUUUAAAAAAUUGCCAGCUAUUUUUAAAAACGUUGUUUUGUUUUGUUGCUCAACUAAUCGCUGCAUCAUUAAUCAGGACAAACACCGGCAGUGAAACUGGAACAAAGCAACACUUUAAAAGUGAUUGUAACCCACAAGCUACACAAUAUUUAACUCCUGCAGGGCUUUUUUCCCCCACCACACUGGCGCGACUGUAGGAAGAUCCAGCUUUGUGACAUGUGUUUGUGAGGACAGUAAAGCCUUUUCUCUUCAGGUAAAAGCCAGUAAAACACCUUCAUUAGUGUUUUUUUCCUUUUUUUUUUUUAAUCAACAUGAGCUCAUUGUCUGUAGCAGCCAUUAAUGGUGGCUGUUCCACAGAUUUCCUCUCUACAUCAAAGACGUCGAGAGACUCCAGGAACUCGUUUUCACACAUCUUGAAUGUAUUUGUCAGAAGCUCCUUCAAAGAAAGCAAACAGUCUUACACCUGGGCCAGUGUGUUAUCACAUCUAUUUAACAGAGCAAGGGAAAUAA